UGUUGACAUGACAACAUAACAUCGCCGGUACAAUUACUAGUAGAACAGCGGUUUCCUUUACUUCCCAAAUUAACAAAAAAAGAGAAGAGAAGAGGUUCACGGACGAAGGUGGAAGCAGAACAAAAUGGCACCACACGAUCUCCGCCGUCCGUUCAAGCGAGCAGCGAUCUCCGACCAGCAGAGGCGCAGGGAACUCUCCCUACAGCGCCAAGCACAGCACCGCCGCGACGCCCAACACCAAGCUCGCUGCUUAGCCUCUUUCCUCAACCCCCACUCCGACCCCGAACCCGAACCCGAAACCACACCCGAAACCGAACCCGAACCCGAAACCGAACCCUCAGACUCACCGAAAGAGCUCGACAUUCGCCACGCCUCGAAACUGAAAGGCACCGAAGCUCGUAAAUGGUUCGCCCGACAACUCAUGCUCCCCGAGUGGAUGAUCGACGUCCCUGAUCAACUUCCCCAAGACUGGUAUGUGUUUGCGAGGCCAGCAGGGAAGCGAUGCUUUGUGGUGUCGAGCAAUGGAACGACUGUGAGUAGGUUGAGAAAUGGUUCGAUGCUGCACCAUUUUCCUUCUGCGUUGCCUAGUGGAGCUAGGACUAAAGAUUCCUCAGGCUCUGCUCAGUCUUAUUCUAUACUCGACUGCAUUUUUCAUGAGUCGGAUCAGACUUACUAUGUGAUAGACAUGGUGUGCUGGCGGGAGUACUCACUCUAUGACUGCACGGCUGAGUUUAGGUUCUUUUGGUUGAGCUCCAAGCUUGCGGAGACUGGUGCAUGUGACUCACCUUCGCAGUAUCAUAGAUACAGAUUUAGUCCAGUUCCGGUGUACAAUUGUGACCAGGCUGGUCUAUCUGCAGCUUAUACUGGUGCAGUCCCUUACGUGAAGGAUGGUUUGUUGUUUUAUAACAAGCAUGCCCAUUAUCAGACUGGAAAUACACCACUAGCAUUAGUUUGGAAGGAUGAGAAUUGUAGUCAAUAUGUCAUUGACACAGAUAGCAAAGGACAGGUUCCAAGCCAACAACAGGUAGUUUUGGAGCUACAAGAUAAUGGGAACUUGUCUACAUCAGAUGAUCCUCCUGUAGUAUUUGGCUGCUUGGAUCGGGCCUUUAUAGAACAGACAGAGUCGCGUUCAGGGAAUCUCCUGCGAUUUGCUAUUGGUGAUGGAGGAUUGAAUUUUGUGGAUGGGAAGCUUGAGAAGGCAGAUUUACAUUAUCUUGGCAAGCCCAAUCGAGCACGUGCUUUUGCAGAUAGUUACUCCAAGGUUAUGUUCCAGUAUAUGGCUCGGCAUUCUCCUCUAAGAAUUGAUGAUCUACUAGCAUCUAUUAACUCAUUAAGUGAUCAAGAAAACAAACCUUCUGAUGUGGAGAUGGUUGGUUGAUGGUGAUUGUCAAAGAUAGUGAUACGAGUUUCAGUCCUUGGCUUUUGCCUAUUAAAUAGCAAGCUAUAUAUUAUGUAUGGGAUCAUUUAGGCGCUUCAUUCUCCCAAAGGCCUCUCCAUUAAUUGUCGUUCAAUACAGAAGCUGGCUCCUAUGCAUCAGAUGUUUGUUGUGGCAGUCAUAGCUAGAGAAUUUUGGUUGGAUCUAGCAGGCUGGUUAUAUGCUUGUAUGUCUUUGUGAGCCACUUACUGCAGAAUCAUACGUGUGUAUGGAAAUGUGAAGAAUUUUGCCAGAUUAAAGUAGCUGUAUUUUGGCAGUGCACAAACACUUAUGGACAGAGGGGAUAGUAGAGGUUUAUUUCUCAUUGUAUAAUUCGUAGGUCAAAUGGGUGUGUAAUGAACCAAAAAUGAAAAAGAAAGGAGAAAAAAUUGUCCUUUUUGUUAAA
Molecule: messenger RNA, 1820 nt
Organism: Quercus robur (English oak)
Lineage: Eukaryota; Viridiplantae; Streptophyta; Magnoliopsida; Fagales; Fagaceae
Exons: 7
Coding region: 125-1378 (417 amino acids)
Biological process (GO): snRNA import into nucleus
Cellular component (GO): cytoplasm; nucleus
Source: RefSeq, a predicted model, not a curated record